This is a messenger RNA of Sinocyclocheilus rhinocerous, 1627 nucleotides long. RefSeq names its product interleukin-3 receptor class 2 subunit beta-like. Gene Ontology annotation, molecular function: protein binding; cytokine receptor activity. Gene Ontology annotation, cellular component: external side of plasma membrane. The record is from RefSeq and is a predicted model, not a curated record. Bases 68 to 1627 code for a protein of 519 amino acids. The transcript has 12 exons. Gene Ontology annotation, biological process: cytokine-mediated signaling pathway. Lineage: Eukaryota; Metazoa; Chordata; Actinopteri; Cypriniformes; Cyprinidae.
UGAAAGUAACCGGUAGAAUCAGCUGCUGUAAAAAGCGCCUGGCCUCUGAUCUUGGAUCUCAGCUACAAUGUUCUCCGCGUGGAUUCUGCAUAUGGUUGGAUUCGCUCUGCUGGUCAGGGGAGACAUCAGUGAUGAACAGUGUCCUCUUCAUGAAGUCAAGCCUGGGAAAGAAUCUGCAGUGAUGGAUUCCUUGCAGUGCCACAAUGACUACAUGAGCUAUGCACAGUGCACAUGGGAGGUCGAUCCACAUAUUCAUCCACAAGCUACAGAAAACAUGCAUGAAUUGUACUACUGGGACACAACUUUAGAAGAAGAAACACUUUGCGUCUCGAAUAGAUCCGGUGUGCUUUUAUCCAAUGGGAAGAUCUCUCACAUGUGUCGCUAUAACACUGAAAGGUUUAACACAGGAACAAAUCACACUCUCUACUUCAAAGUGCCCUGUGUACCCAGAGCCACGACUCUCAGAGUUGCUCAGAACGGAAAAGUUAGGGCCCCAACUGACUUGACAGAGACGUUGGCUGAUAACGGAGGUCGUCUGCUGUCCUGGAGAAGCCCGUAUCCUGCAUCCUCAAAAAUCGCAGGAACUCUUGUGUACCAGCUUCAGUAUCGCAUAUACAUGCAUAACUGGACUACUGUGGAUAACAUCAAUGCUUCCGAGUAUAUGAUUGAAAAGGAGUCACUGUUGGGUUACCAUUAUCAAGCCAGAGUGAGGGCGCGAGGUCCUCUAGGACUCUGGAGUGACUGGAGCCCCCUGGUGUCCUGGAAGACUCACAAUGAUGGAGCCUUUAACCUGCAGUGUGUGAUAAUGGGAGCAACAACUGUGACGUGUACCUGGCAAAUGAAGACAGAACAUUAUCAGUUUAUGUCUUAUCAUCUCUGGUGCAGUAAUAAUGAUAACACUGAACCCUCAGCUUGUUGCGAAGAUCCUCAGCUUCAGUCGAGCGACGUUGAGCUUUCUGAGUUUGUGUGUUCUGUAAAUACCCCUGACCCUUACCUGUUAACAGUGGAGCUGAGACCAGUGUACUACACUAGGACGUUCAGUACUUCAAAACACAUUCAACUUUCACAACCUGGCCAGAUCCAUGUGAAGGAAGUAGAUGGUGUUUUCAUACUGAACUGGACUGAACCAGCUGUUUCCGAAGAUAUUGAAUACUCCAUCCAGCUAAAAAUCUCACCCAACAAGGCCACAGAGAGCUUUACCCUUUCUAAGGGGUCCAACGAUUUUGAGAUUCCCUCUACGAUUCUAGAUCCUUCAACUGAAUACCAGGCCCAGAUCAGAUUACUGCAUGUACCUGAUGGUGUUUAUGACGUUCAGCCAUCAGAAUGGUCGCAGCCAGCAGUGUUCAAAACUAAGCCAGUUUCAUCGCCCAUCAGCUCUGUAAUCUUCAUUUUGACUGCUGUGUUUGUGGCCGUGAUUUUCGUCAUCUUGUACAACACCCUUCCAUCCUUACACAGAAGGAUCAAGUUGUGGAAGGGAUCAAUUCCAUCGCCCAUAAAGAGCAAAGUGCUGGAGGGGAUGAUGAAGAAGUCUCCAAGCGGAUGGCCAAAUCUCCAGAGUGAGAAAGAGUCAACCUCCAUCUGUGUACUACUGGCUGCAGACAAUGUCAGUCUCUGCAAAAGCAGGUAA